AGUUUUCACCAGGCUUGUUAAAUAUUCGACACAACUUCAAAAUACCACUUAGGAUGUCGCUUAACACUGCGUAUGCAAGUACAAUUCCUGCAGUUUUCAAGAUUGUGGAGAUAAUUAUUGAUAUUUUGCUUAUUAUUUUGGUUGCUUUAUCUCCUAAUUACAUUGUUCCUGGACCUGGAGGAUGGUUGUUGUUCGUGCCAAUCAUAACAGCACUCAUUUCCAUGUUCUUCUACAUUAUUCACCUUACAAAUGCAAUAUACAAAUUCACCGGACCAAUGACACUUGUGGAAUUUAUCUGCAUUACAAUCUGUUCAAUAUUCCAUCUAAUCGCAAUGAUUGUCGCUGCGGCUACAGUAUCUGGUGUUUCAACUGCUAUAGCGGCUGCUGUAAGUCCCCUUAAAUCAAUAUUUUAGAGUCAUUCAAUUACUCGUAUUCCUGUGUAUCACCUUUUUCCCUUGUAAUAUAACCUUUGCCUAACGGAUGGAAUUCAUUAUAGCAGUUUUAGAGACAUAAUAUUGUUCAGAUUCGAAAGCAAAUGUUUAAAGAGAUAUUCUACAAUAAGUGUUAUUACUAUAUGAAAUAAAAGACAAUAUGAACAAUGAACAUUUUUCAGUAAGUUCUUUCACGGCUGUCAAACUAUAGAAUGCAACUGUUCAUCGUACAGAACGCCGCGUUCUGCGAAUGUAUUUUCCAAUAUGGGGAACGUUAGUUGAGGAGUCUUAAGUGGGUAAAUUUUAUUAUAUUUUCAAACUUACAAUGACUUUUAUAUGCCUAAGGGAUGUGACGGUUGGAGGUCGCUGGUUCGACUCUUGUUGUGGCCUAGGUUUUCAUUUCACUUACAAUCAUCACUCAGUUUUAUUUAACGGUGACCAGAUCAGUGUAGAAUCUUUCACAUAAGUGCACCAAUUUAAUUUGCCGCGCUUCAAAAAAGUACUCCAAAAAGAAGUGGAUAGAAAAAAAGACUGAUAUCAAAGUAGACAAAGUUGUGUAGGAGGAGAAAGAAUUUAAAAAUAAAGGUUAUUCAAAAUAUUCAAGCAUUAGAAAACGUCAAAGAGUGAAUACAUCUAUGCCACUGCGACCGAUUUUCAGCCAUGUUACCCACAGUCCUCAACCACUGAUUCCUACCGUCUCAGAUACGCCAAUCAGGUAGUCUACACCUCCCUCUUUACACAGCUCAGACCAACAGUCAUGCAUUUCUCGCACUGAAACCACAUCUUAAUGCGGCCAUCCUGAACCUACAUGGCUAGAAAUGCAAAGCACAUGUCCAAGUAACCUCAGUCGAUGCACGUUCACAACUUCAUGUUUCGACUUUCUUUUCUUGCGUAUUACCCUUCAUCUAACCCCAUCAUUCCCAAACAGUGAUUCCACCAAACGCGAACAAUGUUACGAAGACAUCUGUGACCAAAAGUCUGUACAUGCUUUAUAUCUUAUAAUGGCUAUGCUUUUCAGCUGUAUAAAAGGAUAAAAACGAACUGCAGCGCAGUAUUCUUGUCCUCUGACAAGUAGUUGGAUUUCUCGCCAUUCAGCUCCAGAGAUGACACAAGUUGGUAAGUGCCAAGUGCGCUUUUUGUAUCCGAGCUAAGAUAUCGACACUUUCACUCUUGUAAUAAUGAUCAUUUUGCGUUAAGCAUAAGACAAUAUCUUACUGUCCAGUUGACUCCAUACGUCUAUCAAUCAACUGGUCGCUGUUGCAAUCACUCAAUACCUUAGCUACUGUGUCCCUUGUUGUUUAUGUGUGCUUUGUUUUGUUCUGUAUAUCUAAGUGAAAAAUGAUAUUUUAUAGCAAGUUUCUGAAAUGUUGUGCAUUCCUUUCAAUUUUAAGCAUUCUAUGUCAACCUUCAGGGUAUUUUUGGAAUUUCUGAGUAGAGGUAAACCAUCGUAUAUUUUAACAAUUACUCUGAACUGUGUAUCAGAUGUGAAGUAAGGGUCAAAUCUUAUUCAUUGCGGAAUCUAACGUGCCUACUGAUUGCCUUAUUCGAUAUUUGUGGACAUAAAUCUCUUCCUGUAAGACUGGUGGGUCACUGGUUCUCGCCUACUCUAGCUACCAAGCUUUAAGUAGCCAGAUAGCAUUAGUGAUCCUCGAAGAAUAGGUGUGACUAACUGCCUGGUAAGCAAUCUGCAUAUGGUCAUUCAGUGCAAUAGAAUAUGUAUACAUUCUUCUCCUAGGUGACAAACUGAAAGUCUAGUGUAGUCGUUGAAGAAAUUUCCGCUGCAACGAGUUUGGUGGUAAUGAUUAUUCUUGAUAGUCAUUUUAUUCAUUACUUGAAGCUUUUCCUAGAUUCGAUAGCGACUCAAGCUUUGUUUCAACUCGAUUCAUAACUGCUCUAUACAAGAUCAUCCAAUUUCAGUUUGGUAUUAAUCGUGAACUGACAUCAGUUAGGGGAUAAUUGAAAACCUGUGAGCACUGGACAGCUGUUUCGUCGUAGUAUAGCACCCGUUAGCAGUGCGUAUCCAUGACCUGCUAGGGGUUGAACCUAAGGCCUUCAUGUUUAGCGGCUAGCACGUCACCAUUCAGCCACUGGGUGGGAAUCCAAGGGUCCUGAUCUUCAUACUUCUGUCAGUUUAUGAGUUACCGUGGUCUUCGUGCUAUCCCAUUGUUGUAUAUUUGUCCUCACGUCCAACUUGGGUGGAUUCGAUCGUUCAUGACUUCUGUUUAUAACUUCGGGAAAUCUUAGCUCAAUGUAAGUCACUAAUGAGCACUGUACAGUACUUGGAAAAAGCAGCUGUCCAGUCCUUGCAGUUUUUCAGUGGUUCUCCAACUGGCUUCAGUGUGUGAUGAAAACCAACUACAAACCAAUGAAUCCCUACAAACCUCUAAAUUGAAUAAACAAUUUAUUCAUCAAAUCUAUCAUUGAGCUAAUCUGUUGGUUGACAUAUCAUCAGUUGAAAAAGAGAAAAUUAUAGUUUACCAUGACCCUAAUCUUGAUGUUGAUGAAAUAUUGCAAACUAAAGCAUCCUAUUCGCAUUUUUGUAACAUUAAAACUCAAGUAAGUAAGCUUAUGUACACCUGAAAAGUGAAAGAAGAAAUGUCAGAAAAGAACAAUGACCACUUAUUUUCGUCUUUCUACUUCUCCCUGACUGUGUACAACUUGUAGCAUCUAAAUAUUUACAGUUUUAAUCCAUUGAAUAGAAGUCAGUCAAUGAAUAAAGUGAAAAAGAGCGGUAGCAUAAUGAAAUGGUUAUGCAAAUCUGAAUAAAUAUAAUAGCACUAAUGUGUUGGGUAGACAAAUAAAGGUUCUGAUGAAAAAACGAUAGGAAUAUUACUUUAAAUCAGACAUUUGCGAACCAUAUUGUGGGAUAUAGAUAUCUAUGAAAGAGCUUUUCACUUAGUGUACUGUACUGUUUUUUUGUUCUACUAUCGUUGAUAUCAUAACAAAUUUCAUAAUCAGAUUAAUAAAUAUAACCUAAUAUUUGUCUUUCUAAGUGUGAGGUUGGGUAUGGGAAGGAUAGUGCUCAGUUGUUACAAUGCCUUCAACUAAGUUCAUAUGAUUAGCAAAGCACAUCUAUGCUGAUAAUUUUUGGUUUUAUUCUAUGUUAGUUAGGUUUUUAAUAUGUAUCUGGGGACUACUUUAAAUACUACCUGCUUACAUAACUGGUUACAUCUCGGGUAAUAUAAGCGAAUUAUACAACUGCUCCUUUGAAAUUUUGCAUUGAUGAUAUCAUCAACAAUGGUAAUCAAUGUUUCACAAAUGAGUUGAUCAGGUCAUUGGAAUCGUACUUUUAUUCAUCAAUAAAUUCUAAAAAAAUACAACAUACUGACAUAUAGGUCUUAAAUAUGAAAAUCCUUUAAUACUGAUCACUAUUUAGCGACUAAAAUAACUAAUGUUUACAUGAAAAAAAAGGCAAUUCAGCGAAAGGAAAUCUCUUUUUUGAUUACACCAUUUUCUACAAUUGUACAGUCGUAUGCAUAUUGAAUUGUUGAAUAACAGGAGUGACUCUAAAAGCUGCUCAAACAGCUGCUGAAAUAGCCAGUAGUAUAAGUUGUUUCAUAGGAAAUAAAGAGUCAAUCAAUAAUGGGUUAAAAUUUCAUCAUUAUAACAGUGCUUAGAACCGGAAUAAUAAGUGAUACCCGGAGGCUGAAAACAGGGCUGUUACAUAACCUAUAAGAUGAUCCAAGUAAUACGAAUAAUAAGGAAUUUGACAAAGGAAGAAUUACAGGUAGAUGUGAAAUAAGAUAGUUGAGUGUCCAAUUGAUCUAUAUAAACAAAACAAAGAAAAAAAAGUGUCCUGAUGAAGAUCAUAAUAGUGAAGUAUGUAAUUAUAAUAGAGUUGGAAAAAUACGAAAAAGCUAUUGAAAAAAGAUUACUCAAAAAGAUGGUACCGAACAGAUUGAGCAGCAGCUUCCACGGAUAUUGAAGGAAAUAAAGAAUGAUAUAAUUGCCAGCUCCAAACUAUCUAUUUAACUACAAUCAUCUAAUUAUGUAACUUCAAAAAAAUAUGGUCUACUAAGAAAAUAUAUAAACAAAAUUUGCCAUUACGAUGAAAUUCGAAUAUUUUGAUAUUAAUAAUAAAGCUGUAUAUGCUGUUGAAGAAGGUGUGGCUUACACAGGGAAACCUUCAUAAAUAUCUUUUUUUUUGACUUUCUAAAGACACUGAGAUUAUAUUAAAAUAUACUGUUAUUAUGAACAAUUGAAUUUUUUAUGCUUUCACUGAACAGCUGGUGGAUAUCCUUCAACCAAUCAGAAAAAAACCUAAAUACUUAUAGCUUGAAUUCUUUUCAUAUAGCCUGGCUGAUUCAAUAAAUGACAUUUAUUCUUUGGGUAAAUGAAAGAUUUCUCUAGAUGUGGUUUCAAUCUAUAUCAAUAGGCCGUACACAGAAAACAUUUAAUUUAUAUAUUUUUACCGUAGAAGGAUUAUUUUGAAGAGAUGCAUUUUGAAUUUGCUAUCUUAAUUUUAUGUCGAGUUGUGCUGACAAAAUUAUGGGCUAGGGACACAGUCAUAGUUAUGAUAGAUUAAGCAGACGAGAAUAAGGAUCUCAGACAGUUAUUAUCAGUCGUAUUAUUCUACUUAUUUUAAGAAACUGGAAGAUGAAAAGUCAAACGUUAAAUACUUUAGCGAUUAUCUAAGCAAUGCAACAUUGUGACAUUGCUUCGCAACGGUUCAUGUUACUACACCUUACAUCAAGAUAUCAGGC
Messenger RNA from Heterobilharzia americana, 5134 nucleotides. NCBI's taxonomy places the organism in Eukaryota, Metazoa, Platyhelminthes, Trematoda, Strigeidida, Schistosomatidae. The record is from the annotation of a GenBank genome assembly.